CAGCCCCCUCGCCCUUAUACUAGCCCUGUCAGACCACCACAGAGAGCACACCAGACCACGCCAGACCCUCAGAGAUGUCCGUGAGCGUGGAGGAGGACGGGACUUUAGAGCUCGGGGACAGCAUAGAGAGCUUGAGCUUCCACCAGGCGCUCAAUGUCUUCCUGGUGACCACUCGGGAAGGUCGUGUGCGUGUGUACGACCCCCACUCCUGCUUGAAGCUCUCCGAUGUCCCUCUACAUGGAGAUGGCUGCUUACAUGGUGGGGUGGUGUGUGUUUACCAUGGGGAGAGCAACAGUGUCGUGGUAUGUGGUGGCCGAACAGUGGGUAUGCGCAGAGACCACCAUGGCGUCCUCCUUUUGGCCACAGUUCUCCAGGGGCCGGUAUCUGCCCCGGAGGAAACAGUCACGGUGGAAAUGCUGCUCUCAGAGGGCAUUCAGCUGCAACAGACGUUAGCAUUCGGGGAGAUGAGCAACCUUGAACACGCGGCCGAGGUGCGGGAGGUUCUGGCGCAGGGUAUCGCUGCGCACCAGGCACAGUCCCGUAUCAACCCCAAGCUGGCCAAGUGGAGUACCCUCAGACUGGAGCUGCCCCUGGGUGUUCUGCGCAGCGUGUGCCUUGGGCUUGUCAUCGAGUUAAAACGACUCUCACGGUACAUCCCGGCCCUCUCCAUCGCCUCGGCCCUCAUCCAGCGCCUGGCCCACCUUCUGCCGCCACCCACCCCAGACACGGGCCAGGGACCUGCUGGAACUGGCCCCCCUGAUAGAGAGGCCAUGUGUAGUGAGGCGGCCAGGCUCGCCACAUUCAUUAAGUGGCCACAUAUGAAUUAUAAAUGGGCGCUCCCUGAACAGAUGGCCCAAGCCGGGUUCUUUCACCAACCCAUUGCUGCCGAUGAUGACCGGGCAAUGUGCUUCAUCUGCAGUGUUUGCCUUGUCUACUGGGAACCGACUGAUGAGCCUUGGUCUGAACACGAGAGACACUCCCCCAACUGUCCGUUCGUGAAGGGGGAGUACACCAACAACGUGCCGCUGUCCGUCACCUAUGCAACCAGCCCCGCUCUCACCCACUCGGAGCGCGCCGAAGAGGUGUCUUUCCUCAGCAACACCAAUAGCCACCAGUUCAUCGCCUCGGCAACGCGGCACGGCAGCAUUGUGGUCUGGAAUGUGUCCAAGCAGCUCAAGAAGGAAGUUAGUUUCUCCAUAGACCCUUCGGACUCCACCAUAUUGGACAAGCACUUCUCCGACACGGUAGGCUACACGGACAUGCCCUUGCAGCCCCUCGCGCCCUGUGAAACCUGGGCAUGGCCGUCAGCGGAGGAGCAGAGCGAGGCGGCGGCAGCAGGGAGCACCAACCCCGAACAUCAGUCUCAGGCGUCUCACUCCGAUGCGGAAAUUCCCUCGUGUGGCCUCGCUGUUGAGAUGGACUCGGUGGCCAUGAAUGCGCCGGCUGAGGCUGCUCCGUCUGGUCCCUCGGUGUCCCCGCCCCCGCCACCCCAUCCGCCGCCUCCACCGCCAUCCUCACAGGUGGUGGAGCUGCCUCUGGAUGACAUAGUUGCGGAUGAACUGUUUGCGCCGCCCCGGCCAUCCCAUGACGUGCGUGUGUCAUCCCUGUGCAUCCUGGCCGACCCCUCCGAGGUGGCCCAGCGCCUCAAGGGUGCCGCCAUGAGCCAGGUGCCGGCCGCCCGGGCGUGCCUGGUGGUGGGCGUGGGUCUGCGGCGCUACGAGCUGUUUGGGACGUGUGUCGGGGAGCGCGCCGAGUCCUGCGACGUGCAGACCCUCAACGACGUGAACCAGGCGGGCCAGCGGCCGGCCCAGAGCCUGGACAUCAUGAAGCUGGACUCCUCCAGGCGGGAGUCCACGGCGGAGCAGGAUGUGGAUCCCGACCGGCCGCCCCCAGAGUACGGGCAAGCUCCGCCGGGUGACCCGAGCGGGGUGUCGGCCGGCGCGGCGUCCCUGGGCCAGCAGAACUUUGUGCCGUACCUGCUGGUGUACGACCUGAACGUGUCUGUCCCGCGGCCGGCGGCCAGCAACAGGGUGGUGGCCAAGGCCGCCGGCCACGGCCCCUACAAGAAGUCCACGGUCAAGGUCGGCUCCUUCAGCCAGACCAACAUCAUCUCCCACUCCAAGACCAAGCACCUCUGGUCCGACCCGCCGCUGCUGCUGCACAACGACAUCGAGAUGUUCUUCUCCCCGCCCAACAUGUUCGUCAAGAACAAGGGCACCACCCAGGCCGGCCCCGCCUCCCUCGCCAAGAGCAAGGCCAAGGAGGGCCAGCCGGUGCCGGAGCCACCGCCCAAGAUGGAGCUGAAGAAGGAGCCAAAGUGCAUCCAGUGCCUGCCCCUGCCGCACCGCCUGGACUCCCUCAAGCUGAGGCUCUCGGUGCUGCAGCUGGUGCCCACCCCCUGCGGGGAGUACCUGGUGGUGGCCCUGGGCCGCAGCGACGGGCCGGAGGGGGUGGUGGCCGGCGGGGUGGCCGGUGCCGUCAUGGUGUACCGCGUGUGUGGUGGCGGCGAGGUGGUGGCCCUCCAGGAGGAGCCGGUCUCCACCAAGCUGCUCACCUCCUGGGACCUGGUGCCCUUCAAGCUGCUGCUGCUGCCGCCGGAGUUUGGCGAGUGUGAGGGAGGGCUGUGCGGGGGCGUCGGGGCCUGCAUCACCAUGGACGGAUCCCUGCGGCUCCUCUCCCUGUCCACCCUCGAGUUUUUCCACCAUGUGCUACCUCCCUCAGGACGCCCCUUCAGUAACCUUGUCUACUGCAACAGUCUGGAGAGGCUGUGUGUUAGCUGUGACGACGGGCGGGUCAGCUUGGUCCAGGUCCACCGGGAGGCAGACCUGGGCAAGGAGAGCGACCCUGGUGCAGCGACGUCAACCCCUGCCUCAGCCUCCUCUGCCUCGACCCCUGCCCUUACUCGGGAACCUGACCUUCAACCCGGAGAGUUGCUGGUGAACCAAGGCAUGACUGAGGAGGUGUUGGACGCCUGUAUCCUCCUCACGCAGUUCCAGACGGGCUGCCCAAAGUUCGUGGCCACUGUCCCGCCCUGCUGGUGUGAGAUCAUCCAGGCCCAGAAGCAACGUAGGAACCCCCAGCAUCUCCAGCAGCACCCAGAUGACCUGGACACCACCCGGACCUGGCGACUGGAGGCUGACAGCUCCACGUGGGACGAACACUUGUUUGAGAUACUGCUGCCCGCCGGAGCCAGUGGGGCGGGAGCUGUACAGGUCGGCCACAUCGAUCUCAAGCUUAACUUCGUUCAUGGCCCACCAAACCCCUUACCAGUAUUACAGGUGACUCUGUUAAGACAAAACCUUGCUACCCCGCGGAGGCACCAAACCCCACAGCAGGGAAGCAGCGGGAGCAGCGUUGGGUCCUCCUCCCCCACCCACUCCUCACAGGGCCCUUCCUCCUCCUCCACGCAGGGCCCCUCCACCUCGCACGCUGCCUCCACCUCCUCCCAGCCCUCCACCUCCUCGCAGGCAUCCUCACAAGGCCCCUGCACUUUCUCCAACGUUCCUGAUGAUGUGUUAGAGUACCCAGAGAACCCGGUGCUGACCCGCGAGUUUCAACUGAGUCACAACGCGGAGAUCCUGUGCGGCCCCGUCACCGUCAAUCGCUGUGUGGACCUCUCGGGACAGGCGGCCAAUGUGACACUCACCUCCCCGGCCCUGCUCGCCUGCCGGACACGGACGUACCUCAUCCAUAUUAAGGCCCUACCACCCAAGCCUUCACAGCAGCACCAGCAGCAGUCACAGCAGCCACAGCAGUCACAGCAGCAGGAGGUCCAGAAGAACAGUGACCUUGACCUUGUAUCGCAGUACAUGCCACCGCUGUCGUCCUCCUUCCUGGACCGCCUGGCUGCCACCUCCACCAGUAAGCGGCUGGAGGUGGUGCGGGGGUGUGACGUGAUCCAGGAGCUGUCCGUCACGGUGCGAUGCUGUACACGCACCGCCAUACCCCAUGAAAGACUACAGAGGCUGUCACUGGUGGAGAAUGAAGGGUUCCACAAGUCCUUGUUGGAAGUGGCCAUCAGCGAGGCCUCCUCCGACCAUCUCCGCCACCGUGCCCUCGACCUCCUCCUUUGGCUCACCUCCAUCCACACAGCCGCAGUUGAUGACCACACCCUCAGCGUCCCCAUCAUCACUAUGCUACAGCUGCAUCUCUCCGGCCUGGUGCGCAGCUGCCUUCUGCUGGGAGACCGGGCAGUGGCUCACAAGGCCUCCAAGAUCAUCGUAACUGCCUUAGAAGGGUCACGGGUGGUUGAGGGCGGCAUGGUGUUUGGGUGGGCCGUGCUGGAAGCCCUCCUGGAGUGCCUUGAUAUUAUCCUGCAGUGCCAGAGUGCCGGUGCCCUUCACUGGUUCUUCACCCUGCUCAACCAUGUCAAGUGGUGUAACCCCUGGGGCACUGCUCGCAAGGUGACCCAGCUGCUGACGAUGGUGUCGGAGGCCCUGAGCAAGAAGGUUGACCCCCUCCACGCCAUGCUGCAGACUCGCUUCAAUCUCUACGGCACGCCACUGGAACGGGAGCUGUUUGACACGGAGCCGCCUCUCCUCACCAAGCAGUCGCUAUGUGGCGGCCCUACCGGACAGCCAACCUCUGGUCACUCUGCAGCCAACACAACCUCCAACAACAAUAACAACAACAACAACUACAACAUCAACAUAACCUUCGCGGGAGGCUUCACAUCCGGGGGCAUGAUGCCUCUGGGGGGCAGCGGGGCACAGACCUCCGGCACAGCUAACGGAAAAAGCAGUGGGUCUGGGGGCAGCUCCGGGCACCCUUACCUGACGGUCGGCCGAGAUGACAGCGACAUUGGAGCCCUGCUUGGCCGCACUGCCUCGGCCACCUCUUUCCUGGGUCUGACGCACACCUCGGCCCUGUGUGGACUGCUGGAGGUUGAGCCGCUCCAUUUCACACUCCACAUGGCCAGCGACGGGACCAAGAUGGAGCGCGCUUCCUCAGGCCACCCCGGUAGUCCCUUCAUGAUGCAGCCAUUCACCAUCCCCGGCGGUUUGGAUGCUGCCGCCCUGGCCCAGGUGGAGUCUUCAUCCGCCACAGGGACCGCCAAGGCUGUGGAUGCAUCAGUCAGCAUGCUGCACAAGGCAGUUGAGGACAUGGCUGUCAAAAACCAAGCAGUGGAGCUUCUGUUAGCCAAGAAAGCCACCAAGACCUACCUAGAGAAACUGCAGACCCUCAGUGACCAGCUUGCUUCCAUGAAACACUGCCUGCAGAAGGCUAAGCAGCGCACACAGACCCUGGCGAAGGUCGUGGCGGCCGAGAACUCCGGCUCCCCCGCACUCCUGCCGCUGGACGGACCGAUCAAGGACGGGGAACUCAAGGAGGAGGUCAGCACCAUCUCAUCCUCCAGCAGCUCCUCGGAAGCCACCCCAGACCAUGAGAGUAUCGAGGCCAUGAUUCUAGCCGAGACCAAUCCCCCGCUGGAUCUGGCCUUGCUCUACGGCGAGAAGAAGGAAGCGGAGGCCAGUAAACAGGGCGGAGUGGGUCUGUACGCCAAGCGGAAGAGCGAGGAGGAUGCGAGUUCGCUGGAGAGCAAGGCGUCCACCCCCUCCGCCGGCCACCCACAGAUCAGAGAUGGACCGAGCGUGGGAGGGAAGAAAGGCCCGGCACUCCAGGGCACUCUCGGGGCACCCUGGCAGCAGCUCCUCUCCCUCCCUCCGCAGCAGAUGCUUGUGAUUGAGAGGAUGCAUUCUGGAGCACGCCGAUUCGUUGUGCUUGAUUUCGGGUCCCCUGUGCUCCUUACCGAUGUGGUCAUCCCGGCGUGUGGCGACCUGGUGUCCCUCAGCAUAGAUAUUUGGAUGACUGGCGAAGACUUGGACGGCGAGAGACUGGUUGUGGCCUCGGACAUCGGCAUGCGGCCACUCAUACUGGCUGACCUUCAACCCCCGCCCCUCUGCCGCUACCUCAAGGUCACCACGCUGGGGAGAUACGGCAUGAACACAUCCUCCCAGUGUCGCAUCCCCGUGGGCGCCUUCUACGGGCACACCCUCAUCUUACCCUGGCAGCUACAGCCCGGGGAGGUCCAGCCGCUGGUGGUCAACAAACUCUCAGCUCAGACUCAGCUGACAGUGCUGGCGAGCGUGGUUGAGGAUAUAGGGUGCCGAUACAGCCUGGCGUGCAGUAAACUCCGAGCCUUGCUGCACCCUCUCCUCAUGAGCCCGACCACCCCGUCUGCACCCCAUACCUCCUUUGGCUUGGCAGAACUUCCCCACGGCUCCCGCGACGCAGACCUGGAGAGGAAGAUCACCCACGCUUAUCAGGAGUGCAUGGUGGAGCAACAACACCUUAACCUGGUUGUGUCCGUGAUGAGACGCCUGCAGUCUGUCAGCGGCGGUGCAGGAGAGGCCGGGGGGGUGGGACCUUACGCUGCGUCCUCCUCCAAGAGUCAGCCGUCAGCCACCGCAGCCUCCUCGGACAAGCUCGCCACACUCAUGCAGUACCUCCUCGACUGCCUCCUCACCUUGUCCCUUCCCAUUCCUGGCAUGGCUGUGCCCCACAACCUGAUGGAGUGGUGUGGACCAGAGCAGGCCAGGGUGCUUGUGGAGCAGGUGUGUGUACGGGGCCCCAAGGCAGCCCAGGUGGGGGUGGCGUCGCUGCUGGCCCGCCUCUGUGCCGGUCAGCCCUGGUGGGGAGACUUCCUGGCCUCCACGAUGGUCACACUCUUCACCGCGACCAACACACUCCACUUCCCGGCCACCAGGGUGUUUGCUAUACUGACAUUCCUCGGCCAAAAGAGCGUGGGCAGCGGCCGAGGGGGCCAGGUGAUCGAUGCCAUCCUGCGGGUGCUGUCGGCCCAGCUCCACGGCUCCACGCCUCCAGCGCCAGACCCGGCCUGGCUCGCCUGGACCAGCGGCGGGCCACACGUGGACACUCACCUGGUGUCCUGGCUGCUGCUGUACCUGUCCCUCUGUCUGGACGCCCUCACGCCAGCGCGCAAGACAGAGACCGAAAAGACCAAAGAAAAUGGAGGGGCCGGCCGGUGGGCCUGGCUGGCCGCCGAGAGCUGCCUGCAGCGUCGGGGCAGUGAGACGGGGCGCAGUGCCCCGCGAGCACCCCGGGAAAGGCUGCGGAAGAGGCUGGUUCACAACCAGAAGCAGCAACUAGUCAACCUGGAGACGGCCACCAAGUCCCUGGGAGAAGUGGGCUCCGGGCAGGUACUGGGAGCUCUCAGCGGUGAGAUUUACCACAAGCUGGACACCAUUCGCCGCUCCAUAGUGAGACGGUACUCGCGCAAUGCAUCCACCUCGUCUGGGGGCGCCGGCGCUCGCAAGGACGACCCAGAAACGUCCGGCGAAACCUUCUUCACGCUGGACCGCACCACAGCCCUCUCAGUGGCUCACGGCCUGGUCAAGCUCCUCAUGAACUCAAGCUCACCGUGCUGUGUAGAUUCAUUCCUCCUAACUUGUAAGGUCAUUGGGGGCUUGGUGAGUGUCGUCAAGCCGAGCCCGUCCCUGGGGGAGAUAGUCAGCAGCAACCAGCUUGGGGCCCUGCUGCGCCACGCUCUCACCCUGGACACCACCUGGGGGGCUCCCUGGGCCCUCCAUGCACUCACCUGCCUUCUCCAGGAUGUACUUGAAGGAGAGCGAGUGUGCGGCGCCGUGGUGGCCGUCACCGCCGACCACCACCAGGAGGACGUUGACAACUUUGAACUGGUGCUGGACGCCGCCCGCAGCUCAGCCUCCACCGCCGCCUCUGGGGUAGGCCAGGCGGGGCUACCCUCGGCCAUAUCCAACGGAGCAGUGAACGGCUCCACGGACGAAGGGACGGCCACGGCUUCCCCUCAGGAGGAAGCCGGUGGAGCUGUAGGGCCGUGUGUGACCACCCAGAACUGUCAGGCGGACCAGUCGGCCACGCCCUUGAGCCCCCCAGUGGUCAGCAUGGCCACCACACACUACACCCUGGACGAAGAUGGACUCCCAGGGAAAUACGCCUUUCUGGACCUUGAUGACAGCUCCGAGAGUGAGGAUAUGAUUGGGGAGUACCUCGCAGACAUGGCGCCCCCCUUCACUACCACCUCCACCACCAACACCUUCACCUCCAUAGAGCUUGCCAUGUCGAACAGCUUCCCACCCCCAUACCUGUCGGCUUCCCAACUGAUCCCCAACCACCAAGCUGCUCGCUGUGGCAAGGACUCCCGGGCUGCCAUGUCUGGGGAGCUGGCUGGUGCGCCCUUGGCCUGCUCCCCCCACCCCGGCCUGGACCACUCAACAGCUGUGGAUGCAAGGCUGGAGGCUGGCGUGUCUCUCCUCUCCGAACUUAGACUGCAUAUGAUGGCAGCUGUGCACACCUCUCGUCUCUCGCUGGCUGUCACCGCCCCACUCAAGGUGGGUGGCAGUGCCUGGGGGGACAGUGAGGUAUGUGGGCCCGGCGACCUGGCAGGCAGCGUCCACCUCCUCACAGAUGUCUUCCAGAAAAUCCUCCUCCACCUGUCCACGGAGUUUGACGGAAGCCACGUUGAGUCUGUCCUUGGGCUGUGGCUGAGCAUUAACCUAGAGCUGGCUGGGGGCAAGUACACACCGUCCCUGGCCCCGACACUCCCCCUCACGCCCCGCGCUGUGUCGGCCCUCCUCGCGGCAGUGGUCAGAAGUGGUAGUGUGAGCAUGAGGUGCUGGUGCCUAGUGCUGCAGACCCUCACAUUAUGUUGCAACCACACGCCUCAUGACCCGGCCCCCCCUGCACCCUCCACAGCAGCUGACCAGUAUGACAACAUCGACAUGAGUGGACUGGCCAUCAACAUCGUGACAGAUUCCAACUUUGUACCAACACUGCAGAAGCUCCUGACGGGGUCCUGCACCGCUGGGGCCGACAUGAGGAGCGACGUGGUGGGCAGCACGGUCACCGGCCUUCUGGAGGACCUGCUGGUGAGACUCCGGGUGCGCUGUGACGUGGCCAGUGCAGCCAGCGGCCCGGGAACCACCCUGAAGCAGGCUCUCCUCACCCUGGUGGCCCGCCUACUGGAGCUUCAGGGUGCCAUCUCUCUGGCCAUGGGACCACUUGAUGCACAGUGCUGCCUGCUGGGAACUCUCCUGGCCAUGUCCUACGAUGGCCUGGAACGCAUGCACACCCCUCUGGCCAUCAUAAACUCCACAGUGGUGCUGGUACACAGUCACUUGAUGUCCAGCGAGGGGGUCACCUAUGGAGCCACCAGCCACAGCUCCACCAUGCUGGGCGGACUCUUUGCCUCAGUGUUGGGCCCGGAUGGACGGCAAGGCCCGGCUCCCUCCCGCCUGGCCCUGCUCUGUUCCCUCCUCAACCUGUCCCGCAAGCUGGCUCAGACACCCAUCCACUCCUCCCCUCAGACACGAGGCACACCGAGCGGCCCCCAAGGCUACGAGGGUGCUGGGUCUGGCUCCCUCACCGACUCCAGCAAGUUGGAACAGCAGCGAUCUGACCACCCGGAGUCCAGCCAGACCGACGAACACAAGGCCCGGCUAACACCUCACCACCUCAACUGCUCCCACGCCUCACCCAACAACACACCCUGCCUCACUGACACAGUGCUGCAGAACGCUGAGACCAUGCAGCUGCUUCUGAAGUCUGCUGCGGCGUGCGAGGGUGGCAGCGUGUCCAUGCUGCUGGGGGCCGUGGGCGGGGAGGUGACGGAGAAGCUGUGCCUUGGGGAGACGCUCACUGAGGCUCUCCACCAGCUGCUGCUAACCCUCAACAGCAAGGCCACCUCACCGCACCUCAUCCUGACACCUCUCAUCGCCUUCAUCACUCCGGGUGGCUGGUGGAGUCCCCCGUCUCUCUCCGAGCCGGCUCUCUGCUUCUUCACUCGGGUACUUGACUGCCCUACUAUUCUAGAGCAGUUUGCCGCCAUGGGAGGCAUGAAGAUGCUCUGGGAGAACUUGGUGAGCAGUGUUGGAAUGAUGGGAGGCGGCCGAGGAGGCUUGGUGACAGCCGUGAUGAACCACCUCGCCCCUCCACUACCACCCUCCACCCAGAACGCCCCCUCCAACAAGCGCAGCGAACCGGUGGAACAGACGGAAGGCCUCUACAACUUUGCCCCCCUUGCCGUGGUCACCUCCAGCAACCCCACGGCCCGACCUGCCAAUGUACUGGUCGAUUCGAACCAACUUUUCCAGAGGACCAAGAGUGCACCCUGGUCAUACCAUUUCUACCCUGAUGAGAGCUGGGUGGAUCUGACUCUCACUCUGCCCUGCGCCGUGCUGCUCCACGAAGUCCACCUCUUCCCUCACACUGUCUCCCUCGUCUCCUGCCCCUCGGCCGUGUCCGUGGAGGUUGGCGUCGAGGGUGGCUACCUCAUGCCAGUCAGCGGGCCGCUCAGCACAGCCGGCCUCUCACGGGUGCGGCUUGUGUUGCCCCGGCCGGUCGUGGCGUCCAUCGUGGUGGUACGGCUCCACCGACCCCGCGACUCCUCAACGCUUGGCCUGUCACAGCUGAAGCUCCUCGGCACUACCACCUUCAGGGAGGCCUCGCGGGGCUCACACGAGUCCCCCACGGCAGACCACACGCCCCAUCGCUCCAGUAUGUGGUGGCUCCGGCUUAUCUACCAAUGCAUGUGUCGCGUGGAGGGAGGCCUCAGGGUCGGGGUGGAAGCUGGGGCGAGGGUGCCGGGGGUGAUGGAGGCUUGUGUCACCCUCCUGCUCACCCCGCCUGGCCCCAUGCAUCUUGCUGCAGUCGGCUCGGCGCCCUUGGAGUCCACCACUCUUGCCCUGGCGGCCCUCUCUCCACACCUGCUCCACACCCUCAUCAUGACCUUGCUGACACACCCGUUGCUCCGCCAGCCAGCAGGCAGCACCAACCUAGACGCCGCCAUCGCCCUGCUGUACGAGCUGUGUGUUAGCAGCAGCAGCAUGGAGGGCGUGAGUGUCCUUCUGUCAUGGCUCAACCACGCCGUCACCACACCUCCGCCACAGCCCAUCGCCACAGUCCUCAACGACCACUACCACAGUUUGGGGCCGCCUCUCUCCCGGCCACAGCAUCCCUCUCCCCCGUCGUCCCCAGGCGCAGGGGGUAUUAGCAGUGGAGUGAAUGCUGAGGUGCUGCACUGCAUUGCUGCGGUGCUCUGGAACACUCAGCACGAUAUCACCGGCCUCAUCACGGACACCCUCUUCAGACGGGUGUACGAUUGGUCUGAAUGCAGUGAAGGGGAGGUGAAGGUCGGCCUGGACCAUAUCAUGUGUUCCAUGUGUCACGUCCGGCCACAGCUCUUCACGCAGCUGCUCCUCAACAUGAGUGUGCUUGCAGCAAUCGACAACAACCAAUCAAUUACCGACGACAGAAAAGACCGAGAGGCUGAGAUCCGCGCCGCCCGGACAGACGACAUGAAGGAGGGCGUUGAAGGGUCCUCUGGCGCAGUGGAGGGCCGGCUCAUCCUGCAGGACCCCAGCGUCAUAUCCCUCACCCCGGCCCACCUGCAGACCCUUGCCACUGUAGCCCAGUCCCCAGAAGCCAUCCACCUUAUGCUGGAUUCUGGGUUCCCGCUUCUGCUCGUGCACGGCAUCCUGGAGUGGUGCAAGACAGAGGUGCUGCAUCAGGUGGAGAGCUGCACCUCGCCCAGCGCAGCAGAGAGCGCCACAGACCUGGAGAAGGCCAGCGUCGCCGAGAAGUCCCGCAGCGCCGAGGAUGCCUUCUCCUCGGCCACUCCCUGCGCACCUCCUCAGAUCACCGCAGCCAUCGUGCCAACCCUCACCACCAGCCUCGUGGCCCACACCCUCCACACCCUGGCGGCCCUGUGUGCUGAGGCCCCCAUGAGAGACUGGCUGGGUUCCGCUGAGGGCUCGGUCUUUUGGCUGCCCCUCCUGACUGUCCUGGGCGAUCCACUUGUCCGGGGCAGUGAGCCGCUGAUGCGAGGGAGUGGAGCAAGCGGAGCCAAGGAGAGCGAUUACAGCAAUGUGGAGGACGCCACCAUUCACCUCAUGAGACAGUGUUGCCAGAACCACUCCCACAACCAAGCGCUCCUCGCCUCCACAUUGUGCCACCUUAUCCAGCGGCAGAAUGUUCCUCCACCUGGUGGUGUGAGUUACCUUCAUUCCAUGUCUGGGUUCACCCGUCGUCUGGUGCUGCAGCUGCUUCUGGAGACGGAGAGAGUGGUGGUACACAUUGCCAGCCCUCAGGGGGGGCUCUCCUCCCCGACGGGCUGCAGCCUCCCCCCCCUCACACAGCACCCAAAGUUCGGCGCUGGUCACAAGACUCGCCUGCUCUCCCUGCCCACCACGACCACCCUGGCGGACAUCAUCAAGCUGGUCACAGACUGGUCCCGCGGCGUCCUGGUCGGAGUUGGCAGCUCAGCGGGCGAUCUGGACCUGUCCCAGGGUGACCAUCGUGAGGUUAACGAAGUAGGUCACCUGGAGUUGAUGGACAAGCUCUCCGUGGCGGCCGGGGUCACUGCCAAGGACAAGAGAAGCAAGAACAAGGCCAACAUGGCGUACCACACUCGCCUAGCCAAGAAGACAGGCGGUGAGGAGGGAGAAAAGCAGUACUCAAAAUGUACCUCAGCAGUCCGGGCGUCCAGCUCAGCGACGUACACCCUGGUCCACGACACUCUGGGCCACUCCUCCGGCCUGCCCUCAACCCUGACUGUGGCCCAGCUGAUGGCCGCUCUCCGCCAAGACGGCCUCCCUCCGUCAUCCCACAUCUCCCUGACCCUAACCAAUCGUAGGGACACAGGCAGAGGAAAUGACGGUGAAGGUGCGCGGGAGCUGGCCUUGCUAAGCCUGGAGCCUCUGCCCUCAACCCUGCACGUGUUCACCAGCCAAGGCGGCCUCUCCCUCCUGGCACAGCACAUGUCCCUCCUGUACCCAGACAUGGCCCAACAGCAGCCCAGCCACCCGUCCUCCUCCAGGGGCGGAAGCGGCGACAAGGGGGAAGUGGUGGUGGAGAACGACUGGGUCAGCGUGGAGAUGAACGAUUACGAGUCUGCCAACGUUUUCGACUACCUGGUCAUGGGCGGAGGAGGUGGAGGAUCGCCGGGACCAGUGGGCGGAGGCACCGUCUCCUUGCUAACCCUGCCCUCCAUCCCUCCUCAUGCCCUUGGAGCCUUCACACUGUUCCUGCGACUGCCCGGGUAUGCAGAGACCUUGCUCAAGGAUACCCACCAAGCCUGCUGCCUCCUGCGCCUUGCCUUGGGGGUGACAGACGAUGGGGACGGAGGAGACAUCGUGGGGUCCGGGGUCGGCGGCUCCCUGGCCACCAUGCCCUUCCAGGUGCUGGAGAGUCUUCUGGAGGCCACGCCGCUCACCACAGACGACGGGGUGCUGCUGCGGCGCAUGUGUCUUGAGUCAGGCGCGCUGCACCUCAUCCUGGCCUGUCUGGCGGCCCUGUCACACCAGGACACUCCGGAGGUUGUGACCUCCCUCUACCACCCGAAUGUGCCCAUCGGCCUCGUGGUGGCCACCACCCGGGCCACCUGCGUGGACGGCCGGGAGACUGUCGGGCUGCAGCGUGGAGAGGGUGACCGCUGCCAUUACUGGGCCAAGGGCACCGGGUUCGGCACUGGCAGCACCACCCAGAGCUGGGACGUGGAGCAGGCACUGGUGCGCCAGAGGGUGGAGGAGGAGCACGUGGUGUGGCUGGUGCGGCUCCUCGCCAAGUACAUCAAUCCAGGCGACAUCAUUCCUCCUGAGCUCCAACAAGCUGCCAACGGAGGAAGCUUUGACUCCAAUGCCGAGGGAGGGUCUGUUGAGUCCCCCCGAGAUAGCCCCGUGCUGGCUCCCCUCUCCCCUCAGUCCCAGGCUCCUCCAGCGCUGCCUUCUGCUCUCCUCACCCUUUUCCAGAACUCAGGGCUCAUCACCACCAUCGCGUCAAACCUCAGCAAUGACUCGGGUAAGUUGGUGGUCAGAGAGUGGCAAACAUAUGCUGUAUUCAUGAGGCAUCGACAGAUUGUGAUGUGGUUGUAUGUUGGUCAUUUUUUCAUUAACAUGUUUUACUUAUCUCCUACAUGGCUAAGGGGCUUCGUGGUGCAGUGGUUAGCACACUCAGCUUACAACCGAGAGAGCCCGGGUUCGAUUCCCGGGCGGAGUGGAAAAAUUUGGGCGGAUUUUCCGAUACCCUACGUAGCCCCUGUCCACCCAGCAGUGAAUGGGUCUGUAAGAGAAGUUCAUUUUUACUCCUGUAUUUCAUUCGACAGUUUUGGUCCCUCCGUACGCCUGUGUGUCUUUGCAAUCACUACAACACCUUACCCUUUCCUGGCCGUGGCAUCGCACUGCUCCAUGGAAAAACAAAAAUCGGACUUUGAUCAUGAUGUGUUUGACGUUUUUGGCUACCCGGCCGACACAUGUAAGACUCCCUUUAAAAUAACUUGUACCUGGAUUGUUUUGUUUCAGCUGUGCACGGAGAGGCUGCAACACGAGAUGGACAAGGAGGAUGAGCCCGAUGGUGUGGCAGCCUCUCAGCCGCCUUCCUCCAAGUCCCUGGUGGAAGUGUACCUCGGCUGUCUCAAACCUCUUCAGUUCGACACGUACGAGAUGGUGGUGGAGGAUGCCGAGAGAGGGAUCCGAUUUGUCGUGUCGCACCACUACGAGGGGUCGGUGCGGGGGGCGGGAGACCUCUGCACACCCCGUCGUAUGAAGCGUCUGGCACAGGAGGCCGUGACGCUGUCCUCCUCGCUGCCCCUCUCCUACUCCUCCUCUGUCUUUGUCCGCACAGACGUUGAUCGUCUUGACAUUAUGAAGGUGCUAAUCACAGGCCCAGAAGACACUCCCUACGCCAAUGGCUGUUUCGAGUUUGACGUGUAUUUCCCCGUUGACUACCCCACCUCGCCCCUGCACAUCAACCUUCAGACAACAGGGGAGGGCAGGGUGCGGUUCAACCCAAACUUGUACCAAGAUGGAAAGGUUUGCCUCAGCAUCCUCAACACUUGGCACGGCCGCCCGGAGGAGAAGUGGAACCCCCAGACCUCCUCCCUACUGCAGGUCCUGGUGUCUAUUCAGAGUCUAAUAUUUGUGAGUGAGCCUUACUUCAAUGAGCCAGGCUAUGAGAGGUCCAGGGGCACUCCCACCGCCAUGCAGAACUCCAGGGAAUAUGACGCUAACAUCCGCGCGGCCACUGUGAGAUGGGCCAUGUUGAACCAGCUACGCAACCCCUCGCCCUGCUUCAAAGAGGUUGUGGAGAGACACUUCUGGCUCAAACACAAGGAGAUAAUGGAACAGGUCGACGGCUGGAUCACCAACAUGGAGAGUCUGAGUGAGAAUCGUCGGACAGGCAAGAACAUCGCACACAACACAGUGGGUCUCAAGAAAAACUUUCAGCUUCUGAAGGAGGAAUUUCGCAAGAUGACUCCUCCCCCAGGCCUGGAGGGGGUGCCUCUCUCCCCAGCCCUGGCUUCUGCCUGCUCCCCUGCAGCCCCACACUACAGGGACACACUGCGCUCUGACAAGGACAGGGAGACCUCUCAGGGAGAAAAGGACAAGGAGGCGUGGGGUGCGACAGGGGUCCAGGCCGGGAGCCCCGUCCGCACUCGUGUCAGGAAAACAUCCCGGGCCAACCUCUUUGUGGGUCGGCACGGCCCCCACGCAGCAGGGGCGAGGGCCGGCUCCAGCAUCCCUGGGCCUCAGGAGUCUGCUUCCACACUCCCAGGGAAGGUUGCUCAGCCCGGCCCUAACCCCCAAGAAGCGGCCCCUGGCGGUGCUGCAAGCCCUGCCCAGGAAGAGCCGCAGCCAGCAGCCUCAGUGCCCGAGACCUCUGCUUCGGCAAGCCCGACCCAGGACGAACUCCCUAACGAGACUGAGGAAGUGUACAACCACGUCAACCACAACAGCUCUGCCGCCGGAGACGCCGGCACCCCAUGCUAGCACCUUGCACCCCUGUCCCCAUUCCUCACACAACACACAUAGGAUAAUUUUCCACAAGUACACGACAUCCUCCGGGAUUGCCCGUCUCCUUCUAAUGCUGCACUCACCUUUAAUCACCAAUGAAACUUUUUGUUUUAGUUUGAUACAAAUUUGACGUUCUAGUAUUGUUUUAGUGAUUGGCAGUGACAUUUGGGGGAUGUGUCCUCCAGCAGCUGCCCCAACACUGUGAUUUAUGCGAUAACAGUCAGCUGUGAAGACUAUCCCAGGUUGGCAGCAGAAAUGAAGAGUGAGGAACUUCCUUGUGCUGCCCAACCCCAGCUGGAACUGAGCUAUUUAGCAAUCAUCUGCAUGUUGCUAGUCAUAUUGUCAAUUGUGUUAGCAUGACUGCCAGCCACGGGGGGCCAGCAGGCAGGGGGUGGACAGGCAGUUAAGGCUGGCCCACGUUUGUACAAAUCAUACCAAAUCUGCCUUGUCUUGCCCCACCCUGCUCUGCCCACAUCGCCUCUGUCAGGCCAAUAGCAACACCCGGGCGGUGAGAGAAGCACUGCUCGCAGGGUUAAGAAAAUAGUUCAUAUGAUUACGUUUUUGUUACAGAUGUUAUGUGUAUCUUCUUGUCUAGCUCUCAGGUACUGCCCCUCCCCCCAGCCAGCGGGGAAUGCCAGAAAGCUCCGCCGUGAUAUCCCAGAAAGAUAAACCACAAGAUUGAUCAUAUUUGCAUAUCGUGAUGUCAUUUAAGGAGGAACCUUUGUAAACAACUUCAUAACACUUGGCAUAGCUUAUCGAAGAUUUGUAUAUAUAUAUAAAUGUCAACAAUAAAUACUUUAGUUAAGUACA
Messenger RNA from Eriocheir sinensis (Chinese mitten crab), 16595 nucleotides. It is a transcript of the gene Bruce, whose product is annotated as baculoviral IAP repeat-containing protein 6-like. The record is from RefSeq and is a predicted model, not a curated record. NCBI's taxonomy places the organism in Eukaryota, Metazoa, Arthropoda, Malacostraca, Decapoda, Varunidae. Bases 75 to 15761 code for a protein of 5228 amino acids. Gene Ontology annotation, biological process: negative regulation of apoptotic process; apoptotic process; regulation of cytokinesis. Gene Ontology annotation, cellular component: nucleus. The transcript is spliced from 70 exons. Gene Ontology annotation, molecular function: ubiquitin conjugating enzyme activity; cysteine-type endopeptidase inhibitor activity.